Elaeis guineensis (African oil palm) is the source of this 1209-nucleotide messenger RNA. RefSeq names its product chemocyanin. Lineage: Eukaryota; Viridiplantae; Streptophyta; Magnoliopsida; Arecales; Arecaceae. The record is from RefSeq and is a predicted model, not a curated record. Gene Ontology annotation, cellular component: plasma membrane. Gene Ontology annotation, molecular function: electron transfer activity.
UUGGAAAUAUAAAUAGCCUGGUAGGCAUAGAUCGAGAACCUCAUCCUAUCGGCUCAUCUUUCUGUUAGAAAUAGCACUCCCGCACCACCACCCAUCGCUUACAUACAUAAUCUGAGAGCACCUAGCAAACGCAGAUCUGCAGGAAAGCGAGCACGCGGAUUUGAAGGAGAAGGUGGGGUUGGAGGGGCGACCUGCAGAACACUAAACCCAACGAGCGAAAGGGGAUGGGUGGAUCAGGAGGCGGCAAAAGAGCGGACUGGGCCUGGAUGAUGGUCGCCGUGGUGGCGGCCAGCCUUUUGCUGGAGGGCUCAGUGGUCACAGCGGCCACGAGGCACGUGGUGGGCGGCAGCGGCACCGGAUGGACCAUCCCACCCAACGCCAGCUUCUACGACAAGUGGUCGUCCUCCCAGACCUUCGUCGUGGGCGACACCCUUGUUUUCAAUUUCCCAACGGGGAUCCACAACGUGGUCCAACUGCCAAAGUCCAGCUACGAUGCCUGCUCGACCAAGGACCAGAUCGGCUCCACCCUGUCCACAGGUCCGGCCACCGUCACCAUCACCUCCUCCGGGGACCAUUAUUACAUCUGCGGCGUCAGCGGCCACUGCUCCGCCGGCCAGAAGCUGGCCAUCACCGUUGCCUCGUCGUCCUCCGCCGGCCCCGCGCCCGCCCCGACGACCAGCGGUCCCACGCCCUCCGGCGCCCCAGCGCCCGCCUCAGCCGGGCCCUCUGGCAGCCCAGUGCCCGCCUCAGCCGGGUCCUCCGGCAGCCCAGCGCCUGCCUCAGCCGGGUCCUCCGGCAACCCGCAGUCGCCGAUGGCACCUGGGCCGUCCGGUGGAUCUAGCUCCGCUCCACCGGCGCGCCCCUUCAUUUUCUCCCUGGCGGUUGCUCUUCUGUCGGUCGCUUCCAGCUACUUGAUAUCUCUCUAGAUACAUGACGAGACGGCGGAUGGAUUAGAUGAAUAGGGACGAACAGUAUACCAUUCUUGUUGCUCUGUCGCUGUCGCAGCACGUGGUCUCCUUCCUUCUUCAUUCUUCGUAUAUUACUUUUCAUUUUUUCCGAUUUCCCUUUGUAAUUCUUGUAUUUGUCGUGCGUGUGUGAGACGACCGAAUAAUCCAUACCUGACCUACCUCUGGGGCAUGAGAUAAUAAUAUGUGUACGGUGAUAAUGUUUACAUAACAAUAAGCAUAUAGCUAGCCGCUGUUCCUUUCC